Molecule: messenger RNA, 3867 nt
Organism: Heterocephalus glaber (naked mole-rat)
Lineage: Eukaryota; Metazoa; Chordata; Mammalia; Rodentia; Bathyergidae
Gene: Nr2c1
Product: nuclear receptor subfamily 2 group C member 1
Biological process (GO): regulation of DNA-templated transcription
Molecular function (GO): sequence-specific DNA binding; DNA-binding transcription factor activity; zinc ion binding
Source: RefSeq, a predicted model, not a curated record
CCACUUUAGCUCUUCAGCAAAUGGGGAGAGUGCAGCAGCUAGCUUGGAUCGAGCUUUGUGGGAAAAACAUGGGACGGGGCAGGGUCAUCGGGACGCGGGGCACGUCGUCCGAGCUCCCCGUAGCUCGUUUGUUAAGCACACUGCCUCCAACUGGUGCAGAUCGCAUUUAUGAAACACGUACAAAAGUGUUGGCAGGCUAGCGGGGCGUGGUGGCGCACGCCUAUUUAUGCUAGCCCUCGGGAGGCUGAGACAGGAGGAUUACCGUGAGUUCCGGGCCAGCCUGAAUUGCUGAGUGAGAUCCUGUCUCCAAAGAAAAAGAGAAUGUUGCCAGGUUGUUCCAGAACCUUCAGUAAGUAGGCCAUUUGAACAGUUAGAUCAUGGCAACCAUAGAAGAAAUUGCGCAUCAGAUUAUUGAACAACAGAUGGGAGAGAUCGUUACUGAGCAGCAAGCUGCGCAGAAGAUCCAGAUCGUGACAGCACUGGACCCUAAUGCCCAGGGCAAGCAAUUCAUCCUGACGAGCCACGGUGGCUCCGCCCCCGGCAAGGUCCUUCUGGCCCGGCAGGACUCAGCUCCUGGGAAGGUUUUCCUCACCACUCCAGAUGCUGCGGGCGUCAACCAGCUAUUCUUCACCGCCACUCCCGACCUGUCUACACCGCAUCUCCAGCUCUUAACAGAUAGUUCUUCCCCAGACCAGGGACCAAAUAAGGUUUUUGAUCUUUGCGUAGUAUGUGGAGACAAAGCAUCAGGGCGUCAUUAUGGAGCAGUAACUUGUGAAGGGUGCAAAGGAUUUUUUAAAAGAAGCAUUCGAAAAAAUUUAGUGUACUCAUGCCGUGGAUCAAAGGACUGUAUUAUUAACAAGCACCAUCGGAACCGCUGUCAGUACUGCAGGUUACAGAGAUGUAUCGCCUUCGGAAUGAAACAAGACUCUGUUCAGUGUGAAAGAAAACCCAUUGAAAUGUCCCGAGAAAAAUCUUCCAACUGUGCCGCUUCAACAGAAAAAAUCUAUAUCCGCAAAGACCUUCGAAGUCCGCUGGCUGCAACUCCGACUUUUGUGACAGACAGUGAGGCCGCAAGGUCCGCGGGGCUGCUGGACUCGGGGAUGUUGGUGAACAUCCACUCUUCCAGUACGAAGGCCGAGUCGGCGGUACUGGUGACGCCCGAGAAGGCUGAAUCAUGUCAGGGAGAUUUGAGUACAUUGGCCAGUGUGGUUACGUCACUAGCAAACCUUGGAAAGACAAAAGAGCUUUCUCCAGAUAGUAACGGCACGUCAGUGAUGGAGAGUUUACACAAUGGGGACGUGUCUUUGGGUGAAUUUCAUCAAGAAAUGCAGACCAGUGGUGACGUUUCAAGGGCAUUUGACACCCUUGCCAAAGCGCUGGACCCUGGAGAGAGCAGCACCUGUCAGAGCUCAGGGGAGGGCCCGGAAGGAGGCAGACACCUGGCCGCAGGAGAGUCCAGCAUGAGUUACAUCGAGAAGGAGGGGCCGCUUCUCAGCGAGUCACAUGUAGCUUUCAGGCUCACCAUGCCUUCUCCUACGCCCGAGUACCUGAAUGUGCACUACAUUGGGGAGUCUGCCUCCAGGCUGCUGUUCUUAUCAAUGCACUGGGCACUUUCCAUCCCUUCUUUCCACGCGCUAGGACAGGAAAACAGCAUAUCACUGGUGAAAGCGUACUGGAAUGAACUCUUUACUCUUGGCCUUGCACAGUGCUGGCAAGUGAUGAAUGUAGCGACCAUAUUAGCAACCUUUGUCAAUUGUCUCCACGGCAGCCUUCAACAAGAUAAAAUGUCACCGGAAAGAAGGAAACUGUUGAUGGAGCACAUCUUCAAACUGCAGGAGUUUUGUAACAGCAUGGUUAGGCUCUGCAUUGAUGGGCAUGAGUAUGCCUACCUGAAGGCAAUAGUGCUCUUCAGCCCAGAUCAUCCAGGCCUAGAAAAUAUGGAACAGAUUGAAAAAUUUCAGGAAAAGGCUUAUGUCGAAUUCCAAGAUUACAUAACUAGAACAUAUCCGGAUGACACCUACAGGCUGUCCAGACUGCUGCUCAGAUUGCCGGCUCUGCGAUUGAUGAAUGCCACCAUCACGGAGGAGCUGUUUUUCAAAGGCCUCAUUGGGAAUGUCCGAAUUGACAGUGUUAUCCCACAUAUUUUAAAAAUGGAGCCUGCAGACUAUAACUCUCAAAUAAUUGGUCACAACAUUUGAAAGCUGUGAUCACAGUGUAUAAACUUACUGUUCCUUCCUGGAACACAAAAAGAUACCAAAUUGAACUCAUUGCUUCCAGGGUAUCUGGAAAUUUUGACUUUAAAAGUAACCAAAAUCCAAGGUAUUUUUACUUUAGCUUUCUCACGAAGAAUUUUUGAAGUGACUGGACAGUCAGCAGGAAUUAGAUUUCCUUUUCUGUUUCUGUUUUAUAUUAUAAAGCAAAUAAAUUAGUCUUUUCUCCCCUGAAUUGUGUUCUAUUCAUAUUUAACUUUAUUGUGAACCUAAUAUACUUACUGGUCAGUUAGCUCUAAGGAGAAAUUCCUUGUAUUUUAAUCUUCCAUCAUGUAAUCUGUUUUAAUUGCCAUGUCAAAGAUUAUUUUAUGCUCAGUGAUAUAAUAAUGUUAGAACUAUAGGAAAUAAUAAUCAAAUAUAUAUUUUUGUCUUUGUAAAUUCAUGAUGUCCUUUACCAUAUACCACUCACUGCUGGCAAUGAGAUGUAGGCCAUUCAUGGCUUUUAAUGUUAUGUUUUAUUAGUUACCAGCACUUUUUAUUUAGGUGGCAGAAAACUGGUUUUGUGGUUAAGAUGGGGUUUGUUCUUUAGUAUAUUUUGUUUAUUGCUGUGCUUUAAAUAUAGUACCGACUAAGCCCAAAAUAUUUCACUAUUUCAAAAUGGGUAUUAAAACUGUUGCUCUUGCAUAUUCCACAGCAAGCACCUGAACGUCCCUUCUUCCUGUACCUGUGUUACAGCUUCCUGCCUCUGCCCUGCGGUUCUGCUGACUUCUUUCAGAUUGUUAGAAAAGCUGGUCUGAGUUGCUAAAUAAUGGACUUGUAGUAGCCCAUGUUUUCAAAAAUCUAUGGGUUAAACAGUUAUUUUAAAGCAGUUGAUAAUUUUUAAAGGAAUAUGUACUGAUUCUUUCAUUGCAAAGCAGUAGUAUUGAGGGGUUGGCUUGAGGCUAUGUUUUGAGACAGGAUCUUGGUUUGUAGUUCUGGCUGGCUUCGAACUCACUAUGUAGCCCAGGCUGGCUUCAAUUCAUGGCAGUCCUCCUGCCUCAGCCUCUUGAGUGCUGGGGUUACAGGUGUGUGCCACGCAUUCAAAAAAGCAUUUUAGACUUUGAUGUCUCCCACAUCAAUGUUAAAGCAAACCUGUUACUGUUAGAUAGUUCUUUGCUCUGAUUAACAGUGAGUUCUUUUGGUAUGACUAUCUGUUGAUUUUUAAAACACAAAUAUGGAGAGUUUAUUGUACUCAGUACAUUUUUUAUAAAGAUUUUUGCAGUGGAAGAGAAGCUGAAAUUUUUGGGAGAGUGUAGAUUUUACCAAUGACUACUUUAUAGUUGUUUUUUAGAAAAGUGUCAACAUUUUUUUAAAGUAUCAACUUAGUCUUUAACAGCUUAUUGAGUAAAACUUCUUUCCCAGUUUAAAUCAUGAUUUUUGUCAAGAGCUUUAUUUAUAAUUCUCAGCUGGAGAAAACUACACUUAGUGUAAAACACUCACAUGAAAAAGUCAGGGUCGUACCUUUAUAAACCCCUGGUUGUAAACCAAGGAUUCAGAAAAUCCCUUAAAUGUACUAAUGGCUAAUUAAGAUGUUUCAGGUAUUUUUUUCCUGAUUAAAUUUGUAGUUAUAUUUGGAAGUGUUUAAAAAACCAUAUUAAAAUGUGGCUUGUAUUACAAA